Rana temporaria (common frog) is the source of this 695-nucleotide messenger RNA. Its product is annotated as gamma-crystallin 1-like. Gene Ontology annotation, molecular function: structural constituent of eye lens. Bases 98 to 631 code for a protein of 177 amino acids. The record is from RefSeq and is a predicted model, not a curated record. Lineage: Eukaryota; Metazoa; Chordata; Amphibia; Anura; Ranidae. The transcript is spliced from 3 exons. Gene Ontology annotation, biological process: visual perception; lens development in camera-type eye.
UUCAAUGUAUGCAAAACAGGGUACAUAUAAAGGAAGGAUUCUCUCAUUUGGACAACAGCACAUAGACUGUGGCUUGAGUGAGUAAAGAUACCUUAAAAUGGUAAAGAUCAUCUUCUACGAGGACAAGAACUUUCAGGGUCGCUCCUAUGAGUGUAACUCUGAAUGCCCAGACUUGUCCUUAUACUUCAGACGCUGCAACUCCAUCCGUGUUGAAAGUGGAAACUGGAUCCUCUAUGAACAUGCCAACUACAGAGGACACCAGUAUUUCCUUCACAGGGGAGAAUAUCCUGACUUCCAGCAAUGGAUGGGCUACAAUGACUCCAUUAGAUCUUGUCGUCUAAGCCCCCAGCAUGAAGGUUCAUUCAGAAUCAGGAUCUAUGAGAAAGAAGACUUCAGGGGUCAGAUGAUGGAAUUCACUGAAGAUUGUUCUAAUGUCUAUGAGAGAUUCCGUUACCAGGAAAUCCAUUCUGCCCAUGUACAAGAUGGGUACUGGAUGUUCUAUGAGGAGCCCAACUACAGAGGACGUCAGUUUUACCUGAAACCUGGAGAGUAUAGAAGAUUUUCAGAAUGGGGUGCUACUCAGCCAAGAAUUGGCUCUUUCAGACGUGUUCAAAUUCUUCCAUUAAAAUAAAAUAGUUUCUAGUCUUUUGAUGAACCAAUAUACUAUAUUGUAUCAAAUAAAAUAAUUUAAAAUC